Molecule: messenger RNA, 306 nt
Organism: Laetiporus sulphureus 93-53
Lineage: Eukaryota; Fungi; Basidiomycota; Agaricomycetes; Polyporales; Laetiporaceae
Exons: 1
Coding region: 1-306 (101 amino acids)
Source: RefSeq, a predicted model, not a curated record
AUGCCUCAGCAUCAGCCAUAUGGCACUGUCCAAGAACCAUUGCCCGGGAAUGCGCAGUGGGGAAGGGGAAUGAACGGCUAUCCGUCUUCCAGUGAUAGUGCUACGCGCUCGGCUGCCGAAUCCCUAGCGUAUCUGCAGGGAGCGACAGCGGGUCAGUCUAACAGUUGGCAGCGCCCAGCGGUCACUUCUCCACACCCGCUUCCGCAGAGUAACGGGGGCGUGUAUGUCGAUCGCGGAUAUUCCUCCACGCCGCAUGCGGGUCAGUCGCCGAUGAACGGCACGCCUCAAUACCCUUAUCCAUCAUAA